Molecule: messenger RNA, 1189 nt
Organism: Pisolithus orientalis
Lineage: Eukaryota; Fungi; Basidiomycota; Agaricomycetes; Boletales; Pisolithaceae
Product: Alpha/Beta hydrolase protein
Exons: 3
Coding region: 142-1098 (318 amino acids)
Molecular function (GO): hydrolase activity
Source: RefSeq, a predicted model, not a curated record
GAACUGAUGGCCCCUCUCUGACCGGACAUCGCCAAUCGAAUCGAUAGUCGCGAGAUAGGCUCAAAACAACUCGGAAUGAGCUAUAGAUACAAUUCAUAUUCCCUUCUUGUUGAUUCUACUCGGUAGACGCUCUGUGAGGCCAUGGACAUCAUUGCAAAAAAUCCGGAAACGAAUAUCGAUAAGAUCAAUCUUCUCACGCUGAGCGCUUUCGUGCCCAUUCUCGACGAAAGGCGAGCAGAAAUCGAGAAGAUCGAGAAGAAGACUUUCAAGUAUGGCCAGCGACACAGACACAACUUGGAUGUAUAUUACCCCGACCAGCCGGCUCUAACUCCAAACGCAAAAGUCCCCGUGCUAUUCUUCGUCUACGGUGGUGGCUACAACACUGGCUCCAGGCAAUUUCCACCUCCAUACGAGAUGGGGUACCUUGCCCUCGGCUCGUUUUUCGCCCAGCGCGGCUUCAUCACCGUCAUACCAGACUACCGACUCGUCCCGGAAGCCCGCUUUCCUGCAGCUUCACAGGACAUCCGCGAUGCGAUCAUAUGGGUCAAAGACAACGCCGAGACAAUUAGAUCUUCUUCGACCGGCUCGACUCAGGAGCUCGAUCCAGAGCACAUCUUCGUGAUGGGCCAUUCGGCGGGCGCAGCACAUGUCAAGGUGAUGACGAUGUACGAGGAACUGCGCAAGACACUCCCGCCGCUCCGGGGUGUGAUAUGGAACGCAGGGCCCUGGUUCUUCGACGUGCGAGGAGAAUCAUUUCAUACGAGUGGACCGGUGAGAUUUUAUUUCGGGACUCCAGAGCAGCAGCGCGAGCGUGAACCACGAACCCUAUGGAACAAUUUGACGGACGAAGAGAUCCAGGCGCACCCAGAAAUUUUGUUGGUCCAGGCGGAGAGGGAGCCUGAUUGGCUGCAAGUUACUGGAUUAGAAAUCAUGAAGGAUCUAAAGAGGCGGCUGGGGAGGGAACCAAAGAGAAUUAUUGGCGUUGGACACAAUCAUGUUAGUCCAAACUGGGCUCUUUGCUCGGGACAAGGAGAACAGUGGGGGCAUGAAGUUACGGAGUGGAUGAAGGAGAGAAUCGUCGCGAGCACUGGCUCCUGACAGACUCUGCUCGGAACGAUCGAGGCUCUGUUGGAGAUCUGCUUAUAGACAAAUGCAACCACAUAAUACAACUCAAUUACUGCCACCAGGC